Penicillium alfredii is the source of this 288-nucleotide messenger RNA. RefSeq lists its product as uncharacterized. NCBI's taxonomy places the organism in Eukaryota, Fungi, Ascomycota, Eurotiomycetes, Eurotiales, Aspergillaceae. Bases 1 to 288 code for a protein of 95 amino acids. The record is from RefSeq and is a predicted model, not a curated record. The transcript is spliced from 3 exons.
AUGCCUGGCAGAGCCCCCGACUGGGCUCUCCUUGCCGUUGGUUUCGGCUUCAUUGGGUUUGCCCUGGCCGGUAUCAGCGGCAUUGCCCUCUCCUACCUCAUGGAUUGCUACCGGGAUAUCAUUGGCGAUGCAUUGGUGGGCGUGAUCUUCAUGCGCAACAUCUUCGUGAUCGUGCUCUUUGCGCUCACGCCCUGGGUAGAAGUGCAGUUCCUCGUUCUUCAGUAUCAAGAAUCUCAAUACACGCAGUUAAAGAGGGGAGAGCCGCGCAUGGAACAGACCGCCGCAUAA